This is a messenger RNA of Melanotaenia boesemani (Boeseman's rainbowfish), 3173 nucleotides long. It is a transcript of the gene eva1bb, whose product is annotated as eva-1 homolog Bb (C. elegans). The coding region runs from base 616 to 1095 and encodes 159 amino acids. The transcript has 4 exons. The record is from RefSeq and is a predicted model, not a curated record. Lineage: Eukaryota; Metazoa; Chordata; Actinopteri; Atheriniformes; Melanotaeniidae.
UCCAGGACCCCGUGGCAGCCGCCCAGCUAUUUCCUGUUCCACCCUGCAGCUGAACUGCCCUCAGUGUUGGAGCCUUCAUGACGGAGCUGGGCUCCUUCUGCUGGGACGGACCAGGACUCAGCUCCAGUUCCAGGUUUUCAUUCUGAAGCCAGAUGAUGCGGGACUGAGGAGGGAGGAGGAUGAUCACAGCAGACGAGCUGACCAGCUCUCACAUGGACUCUUUUCUCCCAGAACUGCUGACAGACCAGGUCCAAGCCGGGAUCUAAAGCUUUCCAAGCAGAGCAGGUCUCAUCCAGGACGGAGCAGCUUCUUUCUGUAAAAGUCGGUCUCAGGUUUCCUCUUCAGACUUUACAGAACUUUGUGAGGCGGUUCUGGGUUUUAUGGACCUCACAUAAACAGCCGCUGGCUCAGAGGUUAUUGGACUGGUCUGGAAAUGUGAGGUGUCAAAUCCGUCUGCUGCUGGUGUUUGUGUUCGGCUUCCCCACAAACCCGGAGCGUGGGGAGGAAAACGGAGCUGUGAUCUGCCUGGAAUUACAUCCUAAAAUCUCUCAGGGUUUAAUUCCACAGCUGAAACUAGAGAGGAUCUGCAGCUGAAGGUGUCACCUGUGAGACAGAAUGGAGCCUGUGAAAAGAGACAUGGAGCUGCUCAGUAACGGCAUGGCGACCUAUGCCCACAUCAAAGCCAAUCCGGAGAGCUUUGCCCUCUACUUCAUGAUGGGGGUCUGCUUCGGGCUGCUCAUGGCGCUCUGCCUCCUGGUGGCCGGCAUCGCAUGCAGGACUCGCCGCCACAGCAGACCUCCUCCAUCCCCAGAGAGGAGACAGCUCAAAGACUCCAGUGAGGAGGAGAGUGUUGGGGAGGAGGAUGAUGAUGAAGAGGCAGAGGUUGCCAACGUGACUUUGGGGCCCCUGAGCAACCACAGCAGCCAAUCGAACGGCACUCUGAGGAGUGUGAACGUGUUUGCUUCAGCGGAGGAGCUGGAGAAGGCGAGGCGGUUGGAGGAGCGUGAGCGAAUCGUCAGGGAGAUCUGGAGGAACGGGCAGCCGGACAUCCUGGUGUCGGGGACGGGGACGAUCGGACGAGUGCAUUACCACUAACAGCGAGCCUAAAUAUUUCAACGUUGACUGUGAGGAGGUGCAAAGACGUCGCCAUAGAAACAGAGUAACCGGAUCUGUUCAUCUCAGCCGGUUUCAGUUAAUAAAACUAGCAGGUUUAAAAUGAAAGCUGCAGCAUCAGGACCAGGUGUUGGUGCAGAUCCUCGGCUCCCUCCAGAUUUAGUAGCAGUGUUCCUGAACUCAUUGUUCCUCAUUGAGGAAAUUUCCAGGACAGAAUAUUUCCAACACGGCAGAGUUAUGGGCCGACUGCUCUGAGAUACAACAUUCUACUGAAAUCUGAAUCAUCUUUUUCAGCAGUUUUCACCCAAACUUUCAACUUUUAGAUCACAACAAAACGUUAAGGAAGGAAAGUGGUUUUUAAAAUCAAAUACUAUAAAAUAUUAAAUAUAACCAGCAGCCACAACAUUAAAAACACUAAAAUAGUUAUGUGAUUUUAAACUUUUUCAUCAUUUACAUUUCAUAUAGUGGAUUUAUAAAUAUAAAUAUAACAUUUAGAUUUAGAUUAGGACAUCUAAAGUCAGUUCAGCUUGUGAUUUAUUUAUUCAAAUAAUGGCUGAUGGAUCAAGUUGGGGGAAAAAAAGUUAGUAAAACAAACAAAUUACAGAGAAGCAGAGAAAAUACAAAAGAUCGUUUAAAUAAAUAAAUCACAAGCUGCAUAAGCUCAGGUGGCUUCUUGCUGUAAAUAAAAUAAAAAUAUUUAGGCGAGAAAGAUCUGCAGCUGCAAGAGGAGAUUUAAAUCAUUCAGAUUUCCAAAUACAUCGCUGAGAUGGACCAGUUUGACCAUUAACUGCUCGUCAGACAUGCAGUCCUCCUCCAGACACACCUGAAGUUCCUCUCAAAGCACAAACACACCUGAUAAUGCAUCACCUGGCCAGCAUCACAGAGCUGAACCGGGAAAAGCCCAGCAAGUGUCAGAAAGGUCAGAAGCCAGUCCAGCUUUCAGGAGGCUAAACCCUGUUCUUACAUUAUAUAAUAAACCUUGUCUCACAAAGCUGCAUCUUCAACCACCGAUUCCUCCACUUUCCUCUGUCUGAACUGCUGUAGGAACCAGUGAUGUGAUCAUACCCAGUCUUCAUUAACAAACUGCACAGAAAUGGCUAAAAAUCUUCAGUUUCUGAGAAAUAAAUAAUUUUUCUGGAUGUUGCCACGUUACCGGAUGUUGCCACGUUACCGGAUGUUGCCACGUUACCGGAUGUUACCACGUUACCGGAUGUCAUCACGUUACCGGAUGUUACCACGUUACCGGAUGUCACCACGUUACCGGAUGUUAUCACGUUACCGGAUGUUAUCACGUUACCGGAUGUCAUUACGUUACCCGAUGUUACCACGUUACCGGAUGUUAUCACGUUACCGGAUGUCAUUACGUUACCGGAUGUUACCACGUUACCAGAUGUCAUUACGUUACCGGAUGUCAUUACGUUACCGGAUGUUACCACGUUACCGGAUGUUAUCACGUUACCGGAUGUUACCACGUUACCGGAUGUUGCCACGUUACCGGAUGUUAGCACAUUACCGGAUGUCAUUACGUUACCGGAUGUUACCACGUUACCGGAUGUUGCCACGUUACCGGAUGUUACCACGUUACCGGAUGUUAGCACGUUACCGGAUGUUGCCACGUUACCGGAUGUUGCCACGUUACCGGAUGUUAGCACGUUACCGGAUGUUGCCACGUUACCGGAUGUUAGCACGUUACCGGAUGUUAGCACGUUACCGGAUGUUAGCACGUUACCGGAUGUUGCCACGUUACCGGAUGUUGCCACGUUACCGGAUGUUAGCACGUUACCGGAUGUUGCCACGUUACCGGAUGUUAGCACGUUACCGGAUGUUGCCACGUUACCGGAUGUUAGCACGUUACCGGAUGUUGCCACCUUACCGGAUGUUACCACGUUACCGGAUGUUGCCACGUUACCGGAUGUUACCACGUUACCGGAUGUUGCCACGUUACCGGAUGUUAGCACGUUACCGGAUGUUAGCACGUUACCGGAUGUUAGCACGUUACCUGAUGUUGCCACGUUACCGGAUGUUAGCACGUUACCGGAUGUUACCACGUUACCAGAUGU